GACUGUAAGGUCCAAAAUAACUCGCUGGUCCCCCGCCUUAUCUCUCUGUAUAAGAAAAUCGUCUUCCUUGAGUUAUUUUAGUCAUCACACGUGAGACAGAGAGUGCAUUUUGUAGACUUUUCUCGUCAAACUUUCGGACUGUGUACAUAAUGAAUUUAUCUCACUUUAAUUUUUCUAGUUUCCAAUUUUGGGGAAAUUCUUCGUUGUUGUUUCCAAAUGCAGACAGUGAAAACCUAGAUUCAGACAGAACUUUUCAGAUCUAUUUGUAUGCAUUCACCAUGUUUUUAUCUUUUUCGGCCAAUGUGGGGUUAGUGUCCGUAAUUCUAGGCACUAAGAGUUUGCGAACUAAGUUUAAUUUUUACGUUGUGAAUUUUUCGUUAGUGAAUUUACUGAUUCCGACCUUCUGCAUGUGGCUUCAUCUAGUGUAUCAUCUGGAUAAAGGAGAGUGGAGAUUUGGGGAAUUCUUUUGCAGGAUAAAUGUCUUCCUACAGGUUCUUGUUGUUUGUGUUAGUAACCUCACUCUAACAGUAACCAUCACUGACCGCUUCCUUGCAACGCUACAAUCACCACUUCAAAAAUACACACAGGAUCAUAUGGUCAUCGUUAUGCUUAUAGUGUGGGUAUUCGGAGUUCUUCUUUCUUUACCGUAUAUCAUCUACACAAGAUUCCUCGAAUUUGAUUGGAUCGGGGGACACGAAAGACUGUGCCAAGCUCAUUUCCCGUCCAUGGAGUCCCGGCGUGCUUACGUCACAAUCUUCUGCCUGGUCGGAUAUGUUCUUCCAAUGCUAGUCAUGUUUUUCCUUAUAAGUGUAUCGUUGAGAAGACCAGGUGUUCCGAAUGAUAGCAUGCCAAGAGAAGAAAGAACGAGAUGCAAAAUGAGACGAAGGGCCCUCCACUAUGUCUUCACCGUCCUGAUUGUAUUUUUCCUGUGCUGGUCUCCUCAACAGUUCCUUAUGCUCUGGGAUGUGUUCAGGGACCGAGGACUCCAUGCAAAGUUGCCGAAGAAUAUCCGAGAGUACAGCUUCUACUCUUUCUAUGUGGCCUACGCCAGCAGCUGUGUUUACCCAAUCCUCUACAUGACCUAUAACAAGGGCUUCCGCUUCGCCGUGAAGCAGAUUCUGCGUUGUAAACGUCAGAUUAACACAGACGCUGAUGUGACUGCAAUGGAGAUCGGAGAACAACUUUCCACAGUUAACAACAUUGACUCAUUCGAUAUAAGUACAGUGCGCAUGGUCACUGAUGAUCACAUGGUAUCCUGCCCAGCAACAUCCAGUCUCUCUACCGAACCAAAACCUGAUAUAGUAACGAUCGAUGGACAUCUCCAGACAUCGAAAAUGUGAUGUAUUUGAUGAAACUUCCAGCAGUAGACUGUGAAGUGAGAUUAGACUACAUGUACAAUAUGUGGUUAGGAUUUAGUGAUGCAACACCUUCUAAUAUACACAUAAACUCUAUUGGUUAUUUUGUUCGCAUCUAAAUAAGCUUUCCCUUUUCUAAUGUUUCCUGUUUGUAUAGACAAUUUUGCAAUGACAGAAAAGUUUUUUGAGUCGACGACAAUUGCAUAAAUAACAUUUCAUGAUAGUGUGAUAAAGUAAAAUUCUCGUUUUAGCAGAAUUAACGUUUUACACCAACACUGAUAAUCAUAAGACAGUUCUUGCCUGUUUUCCUUAUUCUAGCUAGAUGUGAUAUAUAUGUUUCUAUCGGAGUUAGUAACUGAACAAAAGUGCAUUUUUUGUUUUCUCUCAGAAAUGAUUUGACGUAAUGUCAUAUGUAAGAUAUUCCAAUUGUAGACGAUUCAACUUAAACUACUGAACAACUAUGUACUAGUGAUCAAAUAAAAAGUGCAAUAUAAUUGAUUAUGUUUUGUAUCUCAUCAAAAACUUGAUUUUGAUCUGUGUCCCCCACUUUACCAGCAACGCUUUGCCAGAGGCCAGUUUAGAUUAUCAGCCAUUGUACCUGCCAGCUAGAAAAGCAUUUUUUGUGUAUUCUACAUACGUGAGCAUGGUUGGUGUUAAAAAUGUGACUGAUUCCACACUAUAUGAUUCU
Messenger RNA from Magallana angulata, 2043 nucleotides. Its product is annotated as neuropeptide Y receptor type 1-like. The record is from RefSeq and is a predicted model, not a curated record. Gene Ontology annotation, cellular component: membrane. Gene Ontology annotation, biological process: G protein-coupled receptor signaling pathway. The transcript is spliced from 5 exons. Lineage: Eukaryota; Metazoa; Mollusca; Bivalvia; Ostreida; Ostreidae. Bases 150 to 1340 code for a protein of 396 amino acids. Gene Ontology annotation, molecular function: G protein-coupled receptor activity.